GAAGUGGAGAUGAAAUUAGAAUCUUCUUAGUGAUAAGAAGUAAUUUAAAUAAUCAAGGACACCAACAUGACUGAUGCUACAAAAGAGCCUGAAAAGUUCAAAUAUCAAGCUGCAGCAUUCCUGACAGGGGUUGCUGGAGUCUCAAUGCUGGGUGGAUUUGGCAUGACACUUGGUAUGGCCAAAAAGAAGGAUCCCAACAUGUUCAACAAGGGCAUCAUGGGAGCCCGGGAGCUGCAUGAGGCAGGAGGUGCCCUUGCCCUCAGAGCUCUGGGCUGGGGUUCGCUGUAUGCUGUUGCAGGCUUUUCAGUGUUUUGUUUCUCAAUCUGGAAACUCUCUGGUGCUAAAGAUCUGAAAGAUUUCCGAAUGAAGGCCGGAAGUGUUCUUCCCAGGAUUCCAAAGAAUGAUCCUCCUCAGUCCAGGACAGAGUUUAGUGGUCUGACAGACCUCUUGCAGUACAUUAUUACAGAAGAUGAGAGGAAGAAACAAGGACUAAAGGAAACACCUGAGGCAGCAGACAAACAGCAAUGAUAUCUAAUCCAUCAAGGAAUUGUACAUAAGAGUGUUGUGUGUUAAUGUUCAUAAUGACAGUGUGCAUGAUACAGGAUGCACAGUAUUAAUGGAUUGUUUAUUAUAAAGGAUAUGCA
This is a messenger RNA of Eriocheir sinensis (Chinese mitten crab), 644 nucleotides long. Its product is annotated as transmembrane protein 242-like. The coding region runs from base 67 to 528 and encodes 153 amino acids. The record is from RefSeq and is a predicted model, not a curated record. The transcript is spliced from 3 exons. Lineage: Eukaryota; Metazoa; Arthropoda; Malacostraca; Decapoda; Varunidae.